GGACGAUGCUGGCCGAGUCCCAGGAUAAAGCCCCAGCACCACGUCGUCGUCGGUCCAUGAAACCCGGAGCAGCAUGUCCUUCCCUCCCCCCGGAGACGAGCUGCACUGGGUGUCGCUGCUCAUCCUCGUGGUCAUCCUGCCCACCAUCGGAGGGAACAUCCUGGUCAUCCUGGCCGUGUCGCUGGAGCGCCGGCUGCAGAACGCCACCAACUACUUCCUCAUGUCACUGGCCGUGGCCGACCUGCUGGUGGGGCUGCUGGUGAUGCCCAUCGCCCUGGUCACCGUCCUCUACAAUUCGGGAUGGCCCCUCCCCGAGUUCCUGUGCCCCAUCUGGCUCUUCCUGGACGUUCUGUUCUCCACGGCGUCCAUCAUGCACCUGUGCGCCAUCUCUCUGGACCGCUACGUCGCCAUCAAGAAGCCCAUCCAGCACAGCCAGUACAACUCCCGCGCCAAGGCCCUCGCCAAGAUCACCCUCGUCUGGCUGAUCUCCAUCGGUAUCGCCAUCCCGAUCCCCAUCAGAGGACUGAGGGCCGCGGACCAUCCCAACAACGUGACCUUCAACGGCAACCACACCUGCCUGCUGACGCUGGAGAGCUUCGGCGACUUCAAGCUGUUCGGCUCUCUGGCGGCGUUCUUCGUCCCGCUCAUGAUCAUGAUGAUCAUCUACCUGCUGACCAUCCGCGUCCUGCGCAAGAAGGUGUACCUGCUCCGCUCCAGGACGUCGCAGCGCUACAACAGACCCUCGGUGUGCACCGUAUUCCAGAGGGAGCCGGCCGCUCCGUCGCCGCCGGACGGCACCCAGACCAACCCGGUGACGGGGGACGAGAUCCCGGUGCGCAGGAUGUCGGCGGUGGGGAAGCGCUCCAUGCAGAACCUGAGCAACGAGCAGCGCGCCUCCAAGGUCCUGGGGAUCGUCUUCCUGCUCUUCGUGGUCAUGUGGUGCCCGUUCUUCAUCACCAACGUCACCUCGGUGCUGUGCGCCGCCUGCGACGCCGCGCUGGUCGGGAGGCUCAUGGACAUCUUCGUCUGGGUGGGGUACGUGUCCUCGGGCGUCAACCCUCUGGUCUACACGCUCUUCAACAAGACGUUCCGCGAGGCCUUCACGCGCUACAUCACGUGCGACUUCGGCGCCAGGAGGUCGCCCGGGACGCAGUGCCGGAACCUGACCCGGAUCUCCUUUCAGUCCAGCGUGGCGGAAAACUCCAAACUGUUCAUGAAGCACGGGGUGAUGAACGGGAUCGGCGCCGUGGGGUACCAGAGCCCCCUGCGGAGGCGACCCGCCGACGCUCAGCCGUCCGGCGGCGUCCUGCUGGAGACGCUGCUCCUGACCGAGAACGAGGACUGCGGACCCGACCAGGGCUUCACCCGCCUUUAACCGGUGAGCGGUGACCGGUACUCGGACCUCAGAUGCUGUUCGAUACUGGAAUAACAUUUAGUGCAGACCCGAGGGUCGUGUGGAUGUUCUACAGGCUCACGGUUCUCCUGCUGCGCUCCGAAUCACCGUUAGCCUUAUCCCAAAUCAAUCACGCUAAAAUAAUCCAUCUGGGAUUAAUAAAUGACCAACAAAAAUGGAUUAUCAUGGUUUUAUUUUGUGGUUUUUGAUGUUUAGCAGGUGUACAAGCCAAAAAAUCUAAUGAAAGUGUCGAUGAACUUAACCUUUGUGGAGAAAACGUGUCCCAUCUGAAUAAAAUCGGAAUUAUUUAUUUUCCGUUCUGGCCAUAUCUUCUCUCCCGUGUACAUUUUGUUAAAGACGCACCUUUAUAGUUCGGACGGGACCUCACGGGAGGACCCGACGGGGUGAAUUCUGCAUCACUUCAUCCUCAUAAGGAACAAAAGUUGCUCCACUGUACCAUAAAACAAGUUUUUAAUCAAACGCACUGCUCUGGUCGGGCCACAGCGGGUCUCGGCCCUGCUUACGGCCGGCCGGGAGCCGUACCGGCGACGGUCGGCUCGUCGUGACUGCUGCGAUACGUCCGAAUACUUUUGUUCCCGUGGUGUAUCAGAACUCGGAGGAUCUACAGAGGAACGUUUCUGCUUCAGUCUUCUUCACCUUCUGGACUCGUGACAGGAUGGACAUC
Messenger RNA from Trichomycterus rosablanca, 2078 nucleotides. It is a transcript of the gene htr2b, whose product is annotated as 5-hydroxytryptamine (serotonin) receptor 2B, G protein-coupled. Bases 74 to 1375 code for a protein of 433 amino acids. The transcript is spliced from 3 exons. Gene Ontology annotation, molecular function: G protein-coupled serotonin receptor activity; neurotransmitter receptor activity. Gene Ontology annotation, cellular component: plasma membrane; dendrite. Lineage: Eukaryota; Metazoa; Chordata; Actinopteri; Siluriformes; Trichomycteridae. Gene Ontology annotation, biological process: release of sequestered calcium ion into cytosol; vasoconstriction; smooth muscle contraction. The record is from RefSeq and is a predicted model, not a curated record.